Mucor mucedo is the source of this 722-nucleotide messenger RNA. RefSeq lists its product as uncharacterized. The record is from RefSeq and is a predicted model, not a curated record. The coding region runs from base 20 to 646 and encodes 208 amino acids. The transcript has 4 exons. NCBI's taxonomy places the organism in Eukaryota, Fungi, Mucoromycota, Mucoromycetes, Mucorales, Mucoraceae.
CAAAAAAACUCUUUUAAACAUGUCUUCGUCUGCUGUGCCUAUUUAUCAAUCUUUUAAUACUUCACAUUUGCCACCUACACCCGCUUGUUCAUCGAUAGAGAAGGCACAAGUCCGAGAUCUAUCUACCGUACAAGGUUCCAGUUCUCACUAUGGCUCCUUAAGCACUACCAGUGCCCCUUAUUUUGAAACACUGAAAGAGGCUCGACCUGCUACACCAUCACAAACCACCAUCAGUUCAAAUAAUCAUGAUGAAAGUUUAUACUUGUUAUGGACACAAGCAUUAUUAAGGGAAAGAGGGUUUACAGAUGAGAAGAAAGAGGAUGAGGAUGAGGAUGAGACGAAAGAUGAUGAUGAUAGUAGUGUAUCUGAUAUGUCUUCAGUAUCAUCAGAAGAAGAAGAGGAAGAUAAGAUAAAUAUAGAUCAUUACAUUGCUGAGAAACGCAAACUGUUCUCUCCCGCGCCUUCUUCCUUACAUGCAUACAGUCAUCGAGCUUCUAUGGUUUCUCAUUAUUCUUCCGUUGCUAGUCAGUCUCCUGCUCUUACUACUACUGCAAUGGUGGGGGAAGAAGAUACACCCAUGAUAGAGUCAAGUCCCAGAUCCAUCAUUUCUAGUUUCUUUCGUACUUGUUUUUCAUCAUGUCUCUAAAAAUGACUUAUUCCCUCCCCCUCCAAUGAGAAAAAAAAAAAAAAAAGCUAUUAAUAAUAAAAGACGCAAUUUCUCC